Molecule: messenger RNA, 1242 nt
Organism: Cladocopium goreaui
Lineage: Eukaryota; Dinophyceae; Suessiales; Symbiodiniaceae
Source: the annotation of a GenBank genome assembly
AUGGACGAAGUGCUGUGCAGCUUGUACCAGUAUGGCGGUUGUAGAAUCGACGAUCAGCAGUGGGAGCAAGCGCUGAAGCGGAUGCGAGCCUUACUCGAAAAGUACACUGAGACUUGGGUCGUAGCAAAGCUGCCCGACGGUCGCAUCGCUCUGGACAUCGAGAACGAGACAACCCAGAUGGCUGUUCAACGGGCGGGCCAUAGAAUCGACCGUAUCAACCAGGAUCGUUGGUUAAUGGGUCUGCACAAGCUGAGACAACAACGCUUCUUCAAUACGCAACUAGGGGACCUGUUCGCCGCGCUUGAUGCGUUCGACGAACUGAACGCAGUAUGCGAAUUGGAUCACGUUCGUAAUGGCAUCGAUUCCUGCGGCGACGUGUUGGUAUCUAUGUCGAAGGAACAGCAAUGGUGUGACGCGAUUGAGCGCUUACGCGCUUUGCGCUUGAAGCAUCCCAAGUCUGGUGCAGACCAGAUACUACCACUGAACCCUUACCAGUUGGUCCUGGUAACGUCCCAAAUGAACAACUGUUCCUCUAUGCGAAAGAUACCUGUGCCUGACUUCCACCACCUGGAGACCGACGAACUGAAACAGGACCUGUUCACCGCUCUCAAAGCGGUGGGCGAGAUGGACGACGUGCAUCCGCUGGGUGACACCGUCUAUGACAUCCGUGAACGUGAGGCGCUUGGAUGGGAGGGACCAAAGGUCACUCGCUGGUCCAAUGCCCUGAGUGAGCUACAGAAGCUGCGGGAAAAGUACGCCGUCGGUUUGGACUACACGCCCUUCGAGCCUUACGAGGACGGAGCUUGCCAAGGUGCUGGGAAUGAAUUCGAGCAAGGUGUUCUGACCGCACUGGCCAACAGCCCCAAUUAUGUGGUGUCCAUAGACGAAUACACCAGCAUCAAUGGCGUCGUGAUUCGCGGACUAGGUACGUUGGAAACGCAUACAUUACAUGCGUCGAAUCUUCAUCCCGACUGCCACGCCGCAAUCCAUCGUCUGAAUGUGCUGCGAAGCAAGUACAUCUGGCAAGGCUUAAUUCCCUUGCGGCCUUGGCAAUCCGAGUUCAAAGCCUCCGGGCUAAAUGACUUUGAGCAAGGGCUGAUCCAAACGCUCCGCGAAUACGGCAUACCGCCCAGCAUCGAUCCUGAGAUGAAGAUUCGCGAUGUGCCCAUCAAAGCGAUGAGUCCCGACAAUCAAGCCCGCCUGGCCCAACUCUUCGAGUACGCACAACAAUGUCCGAAGUAG